Molecule: messenger RNA, 2109 nt
Organism: Ogataea philodendri
Lineage: Eukaryota; Fungi; Ascomycota; Pichiomycetes; Pichiales; Pichiaceae
Exons: 2
Coding region: 1-2109 (702 amino acids)
Biological process (GO): spermidine transport; urea transmembrane transport; putrescine transport
Cellular component (GO): plasma membrane
Molecular function (GO): putrescine transmembrane transporter activity; urea transmembrane transporter activity; spermidine transmembrane transporter activity
Source: RefSeq, a predicted model, not a curated record
AUGGUCACUGAAAUUCCAUUACCUCAAGGUGCUGGUUACGCCGUUGUCGUUGGACUUGGUUUUGUCUUUUCUCUUGGUAUGAUUUUGACAACCUUUGUCCUGCGUCGGUACCAGAAAGAAAUCAUUACUGCUGAAGAGUUCGUCGCAGCAGGUCGGUCUGUUAAGACCGGUCUGAUUGCUGCUGCUGUCGUCAGUUCUUGGACUUGGGCUGCAACCCUGCUUCAAUCCUGUACUCAAGUUUACAAGAAUGGUGUUUCUGGAGGUGCUACUGUCCAAGUUAUUUUAUUCGCGUUCAUUGCCAUUAAAGCUAAGCAAAGGGCCCCAGAAGCCCACACUUAUCUCGAAAUUAUCAAAGCCAGAUACGGCACGGUUGCACACAGUGUCUACCUGUUCUUUGCCAUUGCAACCAACAUCUUGGUCACUGCCAUGUUGCUAACCGGUGGCUCUGCCGUCAUCAGUGAUCUCACUGGUAUGAAUACUGUUGCUGCUUGUUAUCUUCUCCCAGUUGGUGUGGUUGUCUACACUUUGUUUGGUGGUAUUAAGGCAACUUUCCUGACCGAUUACGCACACACCAUUGCCAUCAUUGUCAUCAUCUUGACCUUCGCCUUCACUACCUACGCUACCAGUGACCUUUUGGGAUCUCCAAGCAAAGUCUGGGAUUUGGUUAUGGCUGCAGGAGAGAAGAACCCUAUUGACGGAAAUGCCGACGGUUCUUACCUCACCAUGAAUUCUCGUUCCGGAGGUAUUUUCUUCGUUAUCAACAUUGUCGGUAACUUCGGUACCGUUUUCCUUGAUAACGGAUAUUGGAACAAGGCUAUUGCCUCCAGUCCAGCUGCUGCUCUCCCAGGUUACAUUUUUGGUGGUCUCGCUUGGUUUGCUGUUCCAUGGUUGGUUUCUACUACCAUGGGAUUGGCCUGUGUUGCCCUGGAAAACAACCCAGCUUUCCCAACCUAUCCAAACCCUCUUACAUCAGAACAGGUGUCUGCUGGUUUGGUUCUCCCAAGUGCUGCCGUUGCCAUGAUGGGCAAGGGUGGUGCUGUUGCCGCUUUGAUCAUGGUUUUCAUGGCCGUCACUUCUGCUUCUUCUGCCGAAUUCAUCGCCGUGUCUUCCAUCUUCUCCUACGAUAUCUACAAGGGAUACAUCAACCCAAAUGCUUCCGGUAAGAAGAUCAUCAUGACUUCGCACAUCUCGGUGAUCAUCUUCUCGCUUGUUAUGUCGAGUUUUGCAACUGGUUUGUACUACGCAGGAAUCUCCAUGGGUUACCUUUACGAACUUAUGGGUAUUAUCAUUUCUGGUGCCGUUUUCCCAGCUACUAUGACCUUACUUUCAAGCAAGCAAAACGUCCAUGCAGCCAUUUGGUCUCCAAUUCUUGCAACCGGAUUUGCUAUCAUGAGUUGGUUGAUCUGUACCAAAAAGCAGUUCGGUGCAAUCUCUGUCGACUCUACUUUUGAGGACAACGCCAUGCUUACCGGAAAUGUUGUUGCUUUGCUUUCGCCACUUAUUUUUGUUCCUGUGUUGACCUUUGCUUUCGGCCCACAAAACUUUGACUGGGACAUUUUGAAGAACAUCAAGAGAGUUGAUGAAACCGAAGAGAUCAUAGAGGCUACCGAGGAGCCAGUCAAGGAUUCCGAAUUCCAGCCUAUCAAGUCUCAUGUUACUGCUAUUGCUCAUGAUAUCUACGAGGAAAAAAGAAUCACUGCUGCUAAACAAGAGGAGGAAUUGCUCGGAAGAGCUUCCAAAAUUGCUGGAUACACUUGUCUGUUCAUGGCCAUUUCCCUUUUGGUCGUUUGGCCAAUGCCAAUGUACGGAAGCAAGUAUGUUUUUUCCAAGAAGUUCUUCACUGGUUGGGUUGUUGUCGGCAUCAUCUGGAUGUUCAUCUCGGCUUUCAUUGUUAUCAUCUAUCCACUUUGGGAAGGUAGACACGGUAUUUACGUCUCUAUGAGAGGUAUCUACUGGGAUCUUUCUGGCCAAACCUGGAAACUUAGACAAUGGCAGAACGAGCACCCUGAGGAGCUUCACGUUGUUCAGAGUCAAGUUUCUGCUGAGAUUGCAGAUGAGAGACUCGAAGGUAUUGAGCAAGCUAUUGAGAGCGAGUCAAAGAAAGAGUAA